CAAAUUCUAAGUAGCAUGGAGAGAGAUCCAGCAGUGGUGGGGAAGCAGCAGCAAACGGACAAUUGCAGCCACACGCUCGAUGAUGGCAGCUCAUCCGACACGAUGCUGUGGCCGGCCAAGAGCAGCGAAUCACUGGGAGAGUUUGCUGGUUUACUCGACGCGGUGCUGCGACCGGCGGAGAUGUCAGGGCGCAGCAGAAAGGCCUGCCUGCAGCACAUGAUGGACCAACUGCCGGGGCCAGUGCACAAUCGUAUUAUGGCCCUGAAGCACAAUCAGAUGCAGCAGAUAAAGAUCUCGGAGCAUUUCUAUCGGGAGGUGUUCGAGCUGGAGAAGCGCUACUAUCUGCAUUGCGUCGAGCUGUUCGAUUCGCGGCGCUUAAUUGUUGAGGGGUCUGUGGAGCCGCCACCGAUGGAGCCCAGCUGGAGCGAGGAGGCUGACGAACUGGUCGAGGAGCUCAAGGCCAGCAAGGAGUUCCAGCAGCUGGUCGAGUUCAUGCCCCAGAUGCCGUACAAUGCGGUGGGUGUGCCCCGCUUCUGGCUGAGCAUCUUCCGGAAUGUUUUGUUGCUGUCGAACAUGGUGGAAAGCCACGAUGAGCCGCUGCUCGAGUGCCUCGCGGACCUGCGCAUCAGCUACGAGCCGGCUGCCUACACCAUCCAGUUUCUGUUUACGCCCAACAGCUACCUGGACGACAGUUCGCUGUUGCUCACCAAAAAGUACUUUUUGCAGCACCAGGCCGACCCGGACUAUCCAUUCACAUUCGAGGGCCCCGAGAUUGUGAGCUGCGAGGGCUGCCAUAUCCAUUGGCGCACCGGCAGCAACCUCACGCUGCAGGCGAAUGCACUGCCACGCGAAUCCUUCUUCAAUUUCUUCUCACCGCCACAGCCACUGGAGUUGUCGCUGGUCGACGAGAAGACCGACACGCUGCUGACCAAUGACUUUGAGGUGGGCUUCCUGCUGCGCACCCAGAUCGUGCCCAAGGCUGUGCUUUACUACACCGGCGACCUUGUGGACAGCACCAGCGAGGCGCUCCACGACAGCGCCUCCUCGGAGACAUCCGAAGCAGAAACCAAGACAGAGUCUGUCUCAAGCAGCUUUAGCUUUGGUUAACUGUUGUAUUAAACA
This is a messenger RNA of Drosophila guanche, 1122 nucleotides long. RefSeq names its product nucleosome assembly protein 1-like 1-A. The record is from RefSeq and is a predicted model, not a curated record. Gene Ontology annotation, molecular function: chromatin binding; histone binding. Gene Ontology annotation, biological process: nucleosome assembly. NCBI's taxonomy places the organism in Eukaryota, Metazoa, Arthropoda, Insecta, Diptera, Drosophilidae. Gene Ontology annotation, cellular component: nucleus; chromatin. The transcript has a single exon. Bases 16 to 1107 code for a protein of 363 amino acids.